Molecule: messenger RNA, 1110 nt
Organism: Sclerotinia sclerotiorum 1980 UF-70
Lineage: Eukaryota; Fungi; Ascomycota; Leotiomycetes; Helotiales; Sclerotiniaceae
Exons: 3
Coding region: 1-1110 (369 amino acids)
Source: RefSeq, a predicted model, not a curated record
AUGCCAUCUCAAUAUUCUUCUAACCACGAAGGUUAUGCGCUAGGUGCUGUUACGUCACUCUUCCUUGCGCUCGGAAUCAUAGCAGUGCUUUUGAGGUGUUAUGUUAGAAUUGUGAUAGCUAAGAGUUUUGGACGAGAUGAUUAUUUCAUUGUCUUCACACUGGUAAAGCUCAGUCUCCUCAUUGCUGGUGAUGUUUGCAUCUAUAACAUGCUUAGUCUUGGAGUCGGACGUCAUCUCGACUCUCUUCCUGAGCCAGAAGCCUCAGUACUCGCGAUCUUGAAGUGGAAUACCUUUUACCAAGUAAUCAACGUUGUGGGCGCUUUUUUCACUAAACUUUCGAUCGCACUUUUCAUCCUUCGCCUCAAAAACACAAAGAGACUGAGACUUGCAGUCUGGCUCAUUCUUACUCCUCUCGGUCUAUCGACUCUAGUCCUCUGCUUUAUUGUACUUCUGCAAUGCAUUCCUCUCGCGGGACUUUGGACACCUGCUUUGUCAAGUCGAUGCAUCUCCGCUGAAAUUCCUUUACAGGCAAGCUAUGUUCAAAGUGGCUUUGCAAUAAUUACAGAUAUUGUCUUAACAGGAAGUCCAAUCGCAAUUUUGUGGAAUGUACGUAUGACGAGAAAAAAGAAGGUUGCCAUAUGUGGACUGAUGAGCCUGGGUUUAAUUGCUACCGUUGCCAACGCGUUGAGAAAUGCUUUCAUUCCUGAUCUAGUGGCAUCAGAUUUAAGUUAUACCAUGGUUCCCAUUGUCUUGGUGGCCGACCUCGAGUUCUCGAUUGGUGUGAUAGCAGCUUGCAUUCCUACAGUUAUGCCUCUCUUCACCGGCGACAAAGCCAAAAAGGCAAAAACAUAUGAAAAGAUGUAUGGUGCGAAACCGCGAACAGUUGGGAGUUAUGGUGGGAAAUUCAGAAAAGCUGCGAAAGUAACUGAUAUCGAGUUAAGAUAUCCGUUCAGUGUUACAGCCAAAGAUACCACAAUUUCCCAGAAAGAGGUCCAAGCCAGCGAUGCUGACUUGCCCCUAAAAUCGACAGGCACAGGCGCUGAGGAAAACCCGGGUUUGCAGAUACCAGUUUCGACCACCUGGAAAGUAGAGAGCCAGAGCAUGGUCUAG